CUGGUUAUCGUCCGUCCAGCGCAGCCCGGAGUCGCCCAGACCUGAACUCCUACCCAGGUCCCCGGCCUGGCCCCAGCAGGCUCGACCCCGGCCCCGGGCCCGCGAGGACACCGGAGGUCACCCCCCGGGGGUGGGAGCGGAGCCGCGGGUCAGCUCUGCGAGCGCCCGCGCUGGCCUGUCCGGCCCCGCCCCUGCCCCGGGCCAUGGCCCAGUCCUUGUCCCGGCCCCUUUUCCUAUCCAGAUUCGGGCCUUGGCCCCCGACCCCGCCCUCGCCCCGCUUUCCACAUAGGUUCCAGCUACGGCCUGGGUCCCAGCGCAUGCCCAGGUCCGGGUACCAGCUCAGGCCGCCACUCCAGUCCCUGGCCUGGCCCCCAUCCCAGCGCCUGCCCCUGUUUCACCUCCUUUCCCAAAUCCCAGCCCAGCCCUUGUCCCAGACCCAUUCUCAAAAUUUGCUUAAGCCCGGGGCCCAACCCCUGCCCCUCCUCCGGUCCCCAUCACAGUCUCUUCUUCCAUCACAUCUCCUACCCUUGCAUAAGUCCCAGUGCCCAGCCCAGCCCAACUCUUUAUCCCAGUCUUUGCCCUCAUCUCUGUGUUUACCCAGGUCUCUCCCACUACCCAGCCCUCUCUUUCAUACCCUGCCCCUCUCCCAGCCUCGACUCAGGUCUGGGCUCCAGCUGCCGUCAGCCUUACUGCUACUGUUGCUGUUGUCUGUCCUUGGCCCAGGGGCUGGAGGCCUCUUCCUGACUGACUACUCCACCUGCUCACCCCGCAAGCUGAGUCCCUUCCGCUCCUUCGCCAGCACCGAGCUCUUCCACUUCCAUGUUCCCGAAGACACAUUCCUGGCCGUGUGGAACCUCAUCAUCUUCAAAGAGCAGGGGGGAACCUUUGGGGACCACUGCCCAGACCAAAGUGUGACUGUGUAUUUCCGUUCUGGGGCACCCCCUGUCAUCAAUCCCCUGCACACACACUUCCCAGGGGAUACGGCUGUGCCUGGGGUUUUCUCACUGACUCUCAGCUGGACACUGCCCAACCGCACCUCUGGCAUCUUUAACGUCAGCAGCCCCUUACCUGGGGACUGGUUCUUGGCUGCCCACCUGCCCCGGACCCACGGCCACAUCUCUGUCAAGGGUCUCCAGGAUGAGUGUCAGUACCUCCUUCAGCCGCAGCUGAUCGUCCGGCGUUUGUUGGACGUGGCUGUGCUGGUGCCUGGGCGACCCUCUGAGCAGACCCUCUCCCUCCACAAUCGCUCAGCCCUGUACAAGGUCUUUGUGCCCAGCUUCACUUACAGGGUUUCAGCGCAGCUGGUGUGCGUGGGGGGCCGCGGGGCAUCCGCCUGCCCCCUGACGCUGCGCCUACGUCCCAAGGCCCCACCCCUGCACAACUCAAGCUCUGUGGCCUGUGGAGGUGCCUCGGUAUGCCAGCUGGAGCUGGCACUGCCCCCGUGGGGGCACUGGGUCUACGUGCGUGUGGAGACACCAUCCCGGGGCCCUGGCAGAACCGUCUGCUUCCAGCUGUGUGUGCGGUUGCAAGAGUGCCCACAGCCCAGCCUGUCCCAUGCCCUGGUCCCCGGAGCUGCCAUGAACAUGCCCCAGUCACUGGGCAACCAGCCACUGCCCCCAGAGCUGUCAUCCCUCGGGGCCCCUGCUGAGGGGCCCGGGGCCACAUCCCCACCUGAGCACUGCUGGCCAGUGCGCCCGACGCUGCGCAAUGAGCUGGACACCUUCUCCGUCCACUUCUACGUCUUCUUUGGCCCCAGCGUGGCCCUCCCCCCUGAACGCCCAGCCGUGUUUGCCCUGAGGCUGCUGCCAGUGCUGGACAGCGGAGGCGUCCUCAGCCUGGAGCUCCAGCUCAACGUGAGCUCCCUGCGCCAGGAAAAUGUGACAGUGUUCGGAUGCCUGACUCACGAGGUGCCCUUGAGCCUGGGGGAUGCAGCAAUGACUUGUUCCAAAGAGUCCCUGGCCGGCUUCCUCCUCACGGUCAGUGCCACCUCCCGAGUGGCCAGGCUGCGAAUCCCGUUCCCGCAGACGGGGACCUGGUUCCUGACCCUGCGCUCCCUCUGCGGGGUGGGGCCUCGGUUCGUGAGGUGCCGGAACGCGACGGCCGAGGUGCGGUUGCGCACUUUCCUGUCCCCGUGCGUGGACGACUGCGGGCCCUACGGCCAGUGCAAGCUGCUGCGCACGCAUAACUACCUGUACGCGGCCUGCGAGUGCAAGGCCGGAUGGCGGGGAUGGGGCUGCACCGACAGUGCGGAUGCGCUCACCUACGGAUUCCAGCUUCUGUCCACGUUACUGCUCUGCCUGAGCAACCUCAUGUUUUUGCCCCCCGUGGUCCUGGCCAUUCGGAGCCGAUAUGUGCUGGAAGCGGCUGUCUACACCUUCACCAUGUUCUUCUCCACGUUCUACCAUGCCUGUGACCAGCCAGGCAUUGUGGUUUUCUGCAUCAUGGACUACGACGUGCUGCAGUUCUGUGACUUCCUGGGCUCUUUAAUGUCCGUGUGGGUCACUGUCAUUGCCAUGGCUCGCUUACAGCCUGUGGUCAAGCAGGUCAGUGCAGAGUGGGCCCUGGGGGACAACCAUAGCCACAGUCUACUUGAAAUCCACUUCCCGAUCUCUCCUGGGGGCAUUGCCAAGUGCCUCUCCAUCCCGGCCCAGCCCCUGGAGACCUCUUUCUCUAGGUGCUGUACUUGCUGGGGGCUAUGCUGCUGUCCAUGGCUCUGCAGCUUGACCGGCAUGGACUCUGGAACCUGCUUGGACCCAGUCUCUUUGCCCUGGGGAUCUUGGCCACAGCCUGGACAGUACGCAGCGUCCGCCGCCGGCACUGCUACCCGCCCACGUGGCGCCGCUGGCUUUUCUACCUGUGCCCAGGCAGCCUUAUCGCGGGCAGUGCCAUCCUGCUCUAUGCUUUUGUGGAGACUCGAGACAACUACUUCUACAUUCACAGCAUUUGGCAUAUGCUCAUCGCUGGCAGUGUGGGCUUCUUGCUGCCCCCUCGUGCCAAGACUGACCACCAGGUCCCAUCUGGAGCCCGGGCCCGGGGCUGCGGUUACCAGCUGUGCAUCAAUGAGCAGGAGGAGCUGGGCCUUGUGGGCCCGGGAGGGGCCACUGUCAGCAGCAUCUGUGCCAGCUGAGAGGGGCUUUGGGCUGCCCUUGGGGAACGUGAACUCUUCCCCGGGGCAGAGAGCCCUUCCUUGGGUUCUUCCUGGGAGCAUGGAGUCCUCCCAGGGAUAAGAGACAAGUUGUAUUUCUUGAGGACAUGGAGUCUUUCUUAAGGACACGGAACUCUUUCAGGGGCCUGGCACACUUCCGAGGGCCUGGAGUCCUCCUGCAUCUUCAGGACUGGAGCCCGUGCAGGGCCACAGAGCCCCCUCAGGACCAAGGAGUCCCUCCCAGGGGUGUGGAACCCUUCCCUGGGUAUGGAACCCUCCUGAGGACAUGGAUUCCUUCCCUGGGAGACCAGGCCCUCUCAGGACAUGGCGUCGUUCCUAAGGAAACGGAGUCCAUCCUGGGGAAGCUGAGUCUCCAGAUCUUCCCAGCAGCUCAGCAACUCUGGGCUCGGGCUUCCUUCCCAGAGGCAGGAUCUGGGCUGGACUGCGCUGGGAGGGGGAUGCAGGACAGAUGGGGCUGGGACUGGGGCUGCGGUGGCUGGUAUCCUGAGUUGAUGCAGGUGGAGUCUGGUGUGUCUCCAAUGAAGUAUUUGCUGGUUC
Messenger RNA from Lagenorhynchus albirostris (white-beaked dolphin), 3703 nucleotides. RefSeq names its product transmembrane protein 8B (gene TMEM8B). The coding region runs from base 204 to 3227 and encodes 1007 amino acids. The record is from RefSeq and is a predicted model, not a curated record. NCBI's taxonomy places the organism in Eukaryota, Metazoa, Chordata, Mammalia, Artiodactyla, Delphinidae. The transcript is spliced from 12 exons. Gene Ontology annotation, cellular component: plasma membrane.